AUGGCAGCGUCUCUGCCUCACUCCCCGCUGGGCUGCCGCGCCCCAGCCCUGUCCCGCCGGGAACGGGGGCCCUGCCCGCCGGGCUCCUGCCCUGCCCGCCUGGAUUCCUGCGCCUUCUCUGCACCCACCUGUCCCGCCGGGAUCAGGUGUCGUGUGUUGUUGGUGUGUAGGGGGCUGGUCUCUUCAGCUCACAGACCUCGUGAGGACAGCUGGUUAAAAUCGCUCUUUGUUCGCAAAGUCGAUCCAAGGAAAGAUGCUCACUCCAACCUUCUAGCCAAAAGAGAGACCAGCAGUCUGUAUAAACUACAGAUUCACAAUGUAAAACCAGAAUGUCUAGACGCCUACAACAAGCUUUGUCAAGAGGUGCUGCCAAAGAUUCAUGAAGAAAAACACUACCCAUGUGCACUGGUGGGGACUUGGAACACGUGGUACGGAGAGCAAGAUCAGGCUGUUCACUUGUGGAGAUAUGAGGGGGGUUAUCCAGCUCUCAAUGAGGUCAUGAGUAAACUCCGUCAGAACAAGGAGUUCACGGAGUUUCGCAAGGAAAGAGGGAACAUGCUUCUCUCCCGCAAGAACCAGCUGCUGUUGGAGUUUAGUUUCUGGAAUGAACCUGUUCCCAGAGCGGGUCCUAAUAUUUAUGAACUGAGAUCCUAUCAACUUAGACCUGGAACAAUGAUUGAGUGGGGAAAUUACUGGGCUCGUGCAAUUCGUUUCCGACAGGAUAGUAAUGAAGCAGUUGGAGGAUUUUUCUCCCAAAUUGGACAGCUGUAUAUGGUUCAUCACCUCUGGGCUUACAAAGAUCUCCAGACCAGAGAAGAUAUAAGGAAUGCUGCCUGGAAUAAACCUGGCUGGGAUGAACUAGUCUAUUACACAGUGCCCCUUAUUCAGGAAAUGGAGUCCAGAAUCAUGAUACCGUUGAAGAUUUCUCCACUUCAGUAAAGUCACUGAUUUACUUGUGCCUACAUAGAUAAAGUGACAAGUAUUUGUCUUAAAUUAAUUUAUGGUAUACGUUGUAUAUCAUAGUCUGAAAUAUAAAAGUACUGUAUUCAGCUUAUAAAAGAGACCUCUUUUCUUCAGAAUCUAAUGACCUUUUGCUUUUAGGAUUGUACUUGGAAAAAAAGAAAUGUAGGACUGUAAUUAAACGGUUGGUUAAUUGAGAACA
Molecule: messenger RNA, 1162 nt
Organism: Chaetura pelagica (chimney swift)
Lineage: Eukaryota; Metazoa; Chordata; Aves; Apodiformes; Apodidae
Gene: NIPSNAP2
Product: glioblastoma amplified sequence
Exons: 10
Coding region: 1-939 (312 amino acids)
Cellular component (GO): mitochondrion
Source: RefSeq, a predicted model, not a curated record